AUUGUUAUAGCAACAUCACCAACAACAGUGCUUGGUUGUGGAUUAAAUGUAAUUUAUAAUAUUAGAAGUUUAUUUUGAAGAAAAUUCUUGUCAUAAAAUACGAUGGCUGGAGAGGAGAAGAAAGAUAAAGCUCUAAUAGAUGAUUCGGCUUUUGAGAAGCUUGAACUGGACUUCCAGGAGGUUUUGAAAGAGUUAAUGGGAGAUCGAUCCCUUGAAAGAUUCAGAUCUGAAUAUGAGAAACUGCAUCGGGCUCUUAAGAAAAGUCAUGAGAGUGAGAAAAGAUUAAUGCAAAAAUGUCGCGAGCUGAACGCUGAGAUAGUGGCGAACUCUGCUAAAGUAGCCACAGCUCUAAAACUAUCACAAGAAGAUCAAUCAACUAUAGCCGCAUUGAAAAAAGAAAUAGAAAAGGCUUGGAAAUUGGUUGAUGGUGCUCAAGAAAAGGAGACUAGAGCAAAAGAAACUAUCCAAUCCUUAAAAUUAGAAAUUGCUAAUUUGGGUAAAUUAGUCGAACAAGGAGCUGGUUUGACUAUGGGACAAGAACAUAGUGUUAAUGAAUUACUUAAAGUUAAAGAACAACUAACUAAAGAGAGAGAUGAAGCCUUAAAUGAAGUAGUUAAAUAUAGGGAAGAUUUGAGUAAAACUCAAGAGAAUCUAGCUGAAGUUCAAAGGCAAGAAGAAGAAGCCGUUAACAAAAUCCAAGAACUUCAAAGUGAUAUGCAAGUAAAAUCCAAUGAAAUUAUAAGGGAACAACGAAAGAAAGAUCGCUUGGAAAGAGACAUAAAACAAGCAAAGGCAGACUUGGACAAAAGAAACGCGGAUGUUAAAGAGAAAGAUGCUCACAUCUCCAAACUGAAAGAAGAUAUUCAAAAGUCUGAAAUGCAGAAUAAAGACCAUAAAAUUGCCCUUGAAAGAGCAAACAAAGAUUUUGAGAAAACAAAUGAACGAUUGACAUCUCUUCAGAAAGAGUUUGAUUCUCAAUUAUUCACUGGGGAGCAACUUCAAGCUGAAAAUCAAGAAAAAGUUAAAGAGCUCAAGCUUAAGGAGGAGGAGGUUAAAGAUUUGAAAAAAGAUAUUAAUAAGCUAAAGAUAGAGAAAGAUAAGAUGGAGCGAAAGAUGCACAUUUUGGACGAGCAAAAGAAGGAAACUGAUAAUCAACGAGAUAGAAACAAAUCCGAACUAAUCAAUUUAGAAAAGGAAAUGGAAGGAACAAAAAAAGAAAUGGAAGCGAGCAAAAAAGAAAUAGAAGGCCUCAUUAGAGAACGAGAUCUUCUGAAUAAAAAUAUGCUGAAAGCAGGUUACGAAACUGAAAAACAAGUUAGCUUAGUAAAGAUGCAUGAACAGAGUAAGAAGUCUCUUGAGCAAGAAAUUCAAAAUUAUAAGGAAGAGGCUCAAAAGCAAAGAAAAAUUAUUUACCAAUUGGAGAAAGAAAGAGAUAGAUACAUCAACGAAGCUUCUGAUCUCACCCAAAAAGUAUUACAACAUAUGGAAGAUGUUAAAGUUAGGGAGAUGCAAAUAUUUGAUUAUAAGAAGAAAAUUGCUGAAGCUGAGACAAAACUAAAGCAACAACAAAAUUUGUAUGAAGCGGUUCGUUCCGAUAGGAAUUUGUAUUCAAAGAACUUAAUCGAAUCACAGGAUGAAAUUACUGAAAUGAAGAGGAAAUUGAAAAUCAUGAAUCAUCAAAUAGAUCAACUUAAAGAAGAAAUAUCUGCCAAGGAAGCCGCACUUGUUGCCGAGCAUGCCGCUCAUCAAAGUGUUGAAAAAGAUAAAGAAAAGUUGAAAGCAGAACUUAUCAAGAAGAAAAAUUAUGCUGCAGAAUUAAAGGCGUUUUCUGAAGCUCAAGAAGCCGAACAGAGGAAGUUAUUAAAAAUUAUUGCUGAAGCUGAUGCUGAAAGAGUUCGUCAAAAGAAGGAGCUUGAUCAAGUAAUAUCAGAAAGGGAUAUCCUUGGCACUCAAUUAGUCAGAAGAAAUGACGAACUUGCCUUACUUUACGAAAAGAUCAAGAUUCAACAAUCAACUCUUAAUAAGGGGGAGGCACAAUAUAAUCACCGUCUGGAGGAUAUAAGGGUGCUUAAACUGGAGAUAAGAAAGUUAAGGCGAGGAAAACAAAUUCUAGAGAAAUCUGUUGCCAAUGUUGACGAUUUGAGGAAAGAAAUUUAUCACUUACAACGUGAUCUUCUCAGGGAGAGAACUAGGUGUAAAGCCCUUGAGGAAGAAUUAGAGAAUCCAAUGAAUAUUCAUAGAUGGAGGAAACUAGAAGGAAGUGAUCCAUCUACCUACGAAAUGAUCCAAAAGAUACAAACCCUUCAAAAGAGAUUGAUAUCAAAAACAGAAGAAGUUGUAGAAAAAGAAUUGCUUAUUCAAGAAAAGGAAAAAUUGUAUGUAGAACUCAAGCAUAUUCUUGCUAGGCAACCUGGUCCAGAAGUAGCCGAACAGCUGCAUGUGUAUCAACAAACUCUUAAGGAGAAGACAAAACAGAUGAAAGCCAUGUCAUCUGAAUUAAAUAUGUAUGAAUCGCAAGUUAAUGAGUAUAAAUAUGAAGUUGACAGACUGGCACGUCAAUUACACGAUGUUAAGAAGAAAUAUUUCGCCUCUAAGAAGAAAGAACGUGAUAAUAAGGAAGUUGCCCAGAUUUUACCCCAAAGAACCGAACCUCAGGCAAGGUUUACUGGAGGUGGUUUUAGUCUGAAGCAAGCGACAGCGAACGCCUAA
This is a messenger RNA of Dimorphilus gyrociliatus, 2709 nucleotides long. The record is from the annotation of a GenBank genome assembly. Lineage: Eukaryota; Metazoa; Annelida; Polychaeta; Dinophilidae.